AUGUGUCAGGCGAUGAAGAAAGAUAUGCCUGGCCAUCUUGGGCAGAUGAAGACAGUGAGUGUAGCUCUGGUCCUGUGUCUGAACGUUGGUGUGGACCCGCCCGACGUGGUCAAGAUUUCCCCUUGUGCUCGCAUGGAGUGUUGGAUCGGAGGAGAGAGUUUUAUUUCACUACAUCGGCCAUGGUGUACCGAAACCCACGACAAACGGAGAAAUUUGGGUGUUUAAUAAGAGCUACACUCAGUACAUUCCCCUGUCGUUGUACGACCUUCAGAUCUGGAUGGGCAGCCCGUCCAUCUACGUCUUCGACUGCUCCAACGCCGGGAUCAUCAUCGACCUGUUCCGCGCGUUCACCGCACAGAGGGAGCAGGAGUCGGCC
Molecule: messenger RNA, 376 nt
Organism: Aplysia californica (California sea hare)
Lineage: Eukaryota; Metazoa; Mollusca; Gastropoda; Aplysiida; Aplysiidae
Product: regulatory-associated protein of mTOR
Biological process (GO): regulation of autophagy; cellular response to amino acid stimulus; TORC1 signaling
Cellular component (GO): TORC1 complex; cytoplasm
Molecular function (GO): protein-macromolecule adaptor activity
Source: RefSeq, a predicted model, not a curated record